CAAUUCUGCCGCGAGGCAUUGGUCUGGCAGCAUCUCCAGCAUCCCAACAUUCUCCCUCUCAUGGGGAUCGACCAGGAGACGUUUCCGUAUUCCCUCUGUCUCAUUUCGCCUUGGAUGCAGAACGGAACAGUUCUGAAGCAUCUGGAAGAAUACGGUCGAGGUAAUGUGAAUAAGCUUCUGCUCGACAUCGCACGGGGACUCGAAUAUCUUCACGAAAAAAACAUUAUUCACGGCGAUCUUCGUGGAGUGUGCCUGUCCACCCUUCGUCCGGUUCCGGAUGGCUGAUGACUUGGACAGGCCAACGUCUUGAUUGAUGCGAGCUGGACCGCAUGUUUGGCCGAUUUCGGCCUGACCUGUUUUUCCGAUGCGACUUCAGCCACGAACGACACGACGAAUCGACCUGGGAGUGCUCGAUGGAUGGCUCCAGAGCUGUUGUAUCCGGAUCUAUUCGGUGUGAAAUUCCAGCGCACGUGCUCGACGGACAUGUUUGCGUUCGCAUGUGUCUGUCUCGAGGUGCGAAGAUUCGAGCUAAUCUUGUCAGGUGGCUGAUCGCAUCCAGCUCUACACGGGCAAACCGCCCUUCUCGUCUCUCAAGGAGCCGGAAGCUCUGCUGCGGGUCAUCAACGGCGAGCGGCCGCAGCGACCCUCGAAUGGAUCCGAAGAAAUGACGGACCCCAUGUGGGAGUUGGUCAACGAGUGCUGGGCUCAGGACUCGGAGAAGAGAUUGAGUGCGGCCAGCGUGAUCCUCCAGAUCAGGCUGUUCUGCGAUGGACUAGGUCAGAAAGAAGCGACUAUGAUCCGGAUCCUGCAGAAUCUCUCGCCAUCUCGACGAGAUCGAUGGGAUUUCGAGCAGGGCAAGCUUAGGCCCAGGAUCAGCCUCGAGUCUUUCGUGUAACGCAUAGGAAGGCCGACGUCAGAGUAUCUUGUUUAUACCCCACGCAUUCGAUACCCCC
This is a messenger RNA of Mycena citricolor, 953 nucleotides long. The record is from the annotation of a GenBank genome assembly. Lineage: Eukaryota; Fungi; Basidiomycota; Agaricomycetes; Agaricales; Mycenaceae.